This is a messenger RNA of Gracilinanus agilis (Agile Gracile Mouse Opossum), 903 nucleotides long. RefSeq names its product solute carrier family 6 member 15 (gene SLC6A15). Gene Ontology annotation, biological process: L-leucine transport; sodium ion transmembrane transport. The record is from RefSeq and is a predicted model, not a curated record. Gene Ontology annotation, molecular function: proline:sodium symporter activity. Gene Ontology annotation, cellular component: membrane. The transcript is spliced from 5 exons. Bases 1 to 903 code for a protein of 300 amino acids. NCBI's taxonomy places the organism in Eukaryota, Metazoa, Chordata, Mammalia, Didelphimorphia, Didelphidae.
AUGCCUAAGAAUAGCAAGGUGGUAAAAAGAGAAUUAGAUGAUGAUGUCAUCGAAUCCGUUAAAGAUCUCCUUUCCAAUGAGGAUUCUGCUGAUGAUGCCUUUAAGAAGAGUGAACUGAUUGUUGAUGAUCCCGAAGAAAAAGACAUUGAUGUUGAAAAAGGCUCUGAUGGUGAUCGUGAAAGACCAGCUUGGAAUAGCAAGCUGCAGUACAUCUUGGCGCAGGUUGGAUUUUCUGUUGGUUUAGGAAAUGUGUGGAGAUUCCCCUACCUGUGUCAGAAGAAUGGAGGAGGUGCAUAUCUUAUGCCAUAUUUAAUAUUGCUGCUGAUAAUAGGCAUUCCACUUUUUUUCCUGGAACUUGCUGUUGGUCAGAGAAUCCGCAGAGGAAGUAUUGGUGUGUGGAAUUACAUCAGCCCUAAACUAGGCGGGAUUGGAUUUGCAAGUUGUGUAGUAUGUUUCUUCGUGGCCCUCUACUACAAUGUUAUCAUUGGCUGGAGCUUGUUUUAUUUUUCACAGUCUUUUCAGCAGCCUCUUCCAUGGGAUCAGUGCCCUCUGGUGAAAAAUACUUCUCAUACUUUCGUGGAGCCGGAGUGUGAAAAGAGUUCUGCCACAACCUAUUACUGGUACAGAGAAGCCUUGAACAUUUCGGACUCCAUCUCAGAAAGUGGAGGCCUCAACUGGAAGAUGACAGUCUGCUUACUGUCUGCCUGGGUAUUGGUGUGCUUGGCAAUGAUCAAAGGCAUUCAGUCUUCGGGCAAAGUUAACUGGGCAUUAGAUUCCUAUGGAAAUUCUGGCAAAUAUCGUGAGAAGAUAACUUUAAUGAAAGCUUUCUUUAGACCACUCAGGAAAAUGGCAACAUUCAUUAAAACAAAGACAGAUGCCUUGGCUACUAGGAUUAUUGACUAA